Molecule: messenger RNA, 3357 nt
Organism: Phaeoacremonium minimum UCRPA7
Lineage: Eukaryota; Fungi; Ascomycota; Sordariomycetes; Togniniales; Togniniaceae
Exons: 4
Coding region: 1-3357 (1118 amino acids)
Biological process (GO): intracellular calcium ion homeostasis; calcium ion transmembrane transport
Cellular component (GO): plasma membrane
Molecular function (GO): ATP binding; P-type calcium transporter activity; ATP hydrolysis activity
Source: RefSeq, a predicted model, not a curated record
AUGUCUGGCGACUUCGAGCGCCACCCCUUCCUACUCUCCACUCAGGAGGUAGCAGAAGCCCUCAAGACUGAUGUUGACAAGGGACUGACUUCGGCACAAGUGGCCGAGCUCUCUCAGAAAUAUCCUCCCAAUGAGCUCGACGUCGGCGGUGCCAUUCCGUGGUACACCAUCUUCCUGCGGCAGCUGUUCAAUGCCAUGAUCUUGGUGCUGUUCUUUGCAACGGCUCUAAGUCUGGGUAUCAAAGAUUGGGUUGAGGGCGGUGUCCUGGCCGCCGUUAUCGUCCUCAAUGUGACGGUAGGGUUCGUGCAGGAAUAUGGCGCCGAGAAGAAGAUGGACGCGCUCAGGGCGCUGUCUUCCCCUAGCGCAACAGUUUUGAGAGAUGGCAAGACUCAGGUCAUUCCAAACCCCGAGGUUGUUCCCGGCGAUAUCAUCAUUCUUAAGAUGGGAGACACCGUUCCUGCUGACCUGCGCCUGUUCGAGGCUAUGAACCUGAAUUGUGACGAGCAAUCUCUAACUGGCGAAGCCGCCCCUGUUGAGAAGAUUACAGAAAAUGAGAUCCAUGUUCCAGGCACCGAGAAACCCGCGACGACCGAAGAGGAAGUCGGCAUUGGUGACCGUAUCAACAUUGCAUAUGCUACUACUGUUGUACGCAAGGGUCGUGGACGCGGCAUCGUCAUUGCGACUGGCAUGCAGACAGAAGUUGGCAAGAUUGCCGCUUCUACAUCCAAGAAACACCGGAAGCCAGGCCGUUCCAUGAACUGGAGAAAAUAUGGCAAGAAGGCUCCGGUAGUUGGCCUGCUGCGCAGAUUGUAUGACUUCUUUGGCAAGUUUCUGGGCCUUACAGAGGGCACACCGCUGCAGAAGAAACUAAGCAAGCUGGCUUACAUGCUCUUCGCCUGUGCAUUAGUCUUGGCUCUGAUUGUCUUCGGUGUGAACAAGUUCAAGGCACAGAAUGAGGUCAUUAUUUAUGCCAUCUCCACUGGAAUCGCCAUCAUCCCGGAAAGUCUGGUUGCUGUGCUCACAAUUACUAUGGUCGUGGCUACCACUGUGAUGCGUAAAGCAAAUGUAGUUGUCCGGGAUCUCUCCGCCUUGGAAGCCCUUGGUGGUGUCACUAACAUCUGCUCUGACAAGACCGGUACACUCACACGAGGAGCCAUGAUAGUGCGUAAAGUCUGGCUUCCAUUUGAAAGCAUUUAUUCUGUCAAAGACUCCGAAGACCCUGCGGACCCAACAGCCGGUCGUGUCACAUACGCGAAGAAGCCACUCGACGAGCCCGAGAAGAAGGAAGUGCGAGAUUACGAUCAAGAACGAAGCGCCCCGGCACUCAAGUUCGACGUGCCAGAGGAAAAGCUUCGGCAGAAUAAGCCACAGGACAAGGAAGAGAAUGAGGCUGAGCUCACGCCGGAUCUCAAGGCUUUCUUACUAGCUGCUGCUCUUUGCAACCUAGCCACAGUGCGCUAUGAUAAAGAGGCAAGCAAAUGGCAAGCAACCGGCGAGCCAACGGAGAUAGCUCUGCAGGUCUUUGCUCACCGCUUCGAGCAGGGCAAGAAAGGUCUACUGGCGAAAGGAUGGAAGCAAGUUGCUGAAUUUCCUUUCGACAGCUCCAUAAAGCGAAUGUCGGUCGUGUAUCAUGCCCCUGAGGAUGUUGAGCAAGAUGAGUUUGGCAUCACUCCCGAGAACAGUGUCAUCUUCACCAAAGGUGCUGUUGAGCGAAUCCUUGAUAUGUGCGACUAUGUUGGCAUCGGUGAUUCGCGGCAGCCGGUAACAGACGAGCUUAAGGAGCAGAUCCUCAAGCGAAUGGACAACUUGGCGUCUCAGGGCUUGCGCGUGCUUGCCAUCGCAGGCAAGAAGUGGGAGGGCCGCUUCGCCGGCCACGCACCCGGUGGUGAAGCCGCCGAUGACGCACUUCGCACUCAAGUCGAAUCCAACCUCACCCUGCUUGGUCUUGCUGGUAUCUACGAUCCACCUCGUCGUGAGACUACACCUGCAAUCCGAGAGUGUUCAUCUGCUGGUAUCCGGGUUCACAUGCUUACUGGUGAUCAUCCUUCAACCGCCAGGGCUAUCGCUCGUGAAGUCGGUAUCAUCCCGGCUAACAUGUCAGUCCUACCUGACAGCAUGGCAGAACACUGUGUUAUGAAGGCUACCGACUUCGACAAAAUGACUGACUCGGAAAUCGAUUCACUAGAGGAAUUGCCUCUCGUCAUCGCACGUUGCGCUCCUGAUACCAAAACACGUAUGAUUGAGGCACUUCGCCGCCGAAACGCCUUUAUGGCCAUGACCGGUGACGGAGUGAACGACGCCCCUUCACUUUCUCGCGCCGACGUUGGUAUUGCCAUGGGUAGCGGCUCUGACGUCGCCAAGUCUGCUGCAAAGAUCGUGUUGACAGAUGACAAGUUCAACUCCAUUGUCGCUGCUAUUCGUGAGGGACGUCGCAUGUUUGAUAACAUUCAGAAGUUCAUUCUGCACCUGCUCACAUCAAAUGUCGGUGAAGUCAUUCUGCUUAUCGUUGGCCUUGCCUUCCGUGACAGAUCGGGCUUCUCCGUCUUCCCCAUCAGUCCUCUUGAGAUUAUCUGGAUCAACAUGCUCACAUCCUCGUUUCCUGCCUUUGGUCUAGGUCGGGAGAAGGCCAGCAACGACGUCAUGAAGAAGCCACCGCAUGACCGCCGACGCGGCGUUUUCACCAACCAGAUCCUCGCUGACAUGAUGGUGUAUGGUACAUUGAUGGGCGUCUGCACACUCAUGACAUUCGUCAUCGUCAUCUACGGUCGUUACGAUGGUAAUCUCGGCUUUGACUGCAAUAGAAAGUACUCUGAUGAAUGCCUGCCUGUGUUCCGCGCUCGAGCAGCUGUGUUCGCCGAGCUAACCUGGCUGAUUCUCCUUUCCGCUUGGGAGUUCAAGAGUAUCCGCAGGUCCAUGUUCGCGCUGCAGGUCGACAGCAAGAGCAGGUUCCCCUUCUUCAAGGACGUCUACGAGAACAGGUUCCUGUUCUGGGCUGUGGCUGUCGGUAUGGUGUCUGUCUUCCUGACGGUCUACAUCCCCGGCCUCAACAAGACCUUCUUCAAGCACGCUCCCAUCAGCUGGGAGUGGGCGCUGGUCGUGGGCUUCACCAUCGUCUUCGUGGCGGGCAUGGAGCUGUGGAAGAUGGCUAAGCGGCACUGGAAGAUCCUUGACGACCACGCCGUCGUGGUCGGACCAUUCGCCCAGGGAAGCGUAGAUACGGAUGGGCGCAGGUUCAGGAAGACGAUGAGCUUCUCCAGCUUGAAGAGCUGGCGGAGCUUUGGGAGGAAGGAUACAGAUCACAGCAACGGACUUACAUCGCGAACGCGAUCGGUAGAGAGGCCUACUUCAGCUGUAUAG